GAAAGGCCCCGUCGACCUCUGGCGAACCUCCACAUUCCCCACGAAACUAGACUGGACUGCGAUAGUCAAUACCCACACAAAGCAACGGUAAUCUUUAACUCCAUCCUGUUGAUACUACAGUAGAAAUGACGGCCGAAGAUUUCAAAAGCCAAGGGAACCAAGCUUUCUCAGCUGGACAGUUCGAGGAAGCUAUCAAGUUCUUCUCUCAGGCCAUCGAGCUUGACGGAAACAACCAUGUUCUUUACUCUAACAGAUCGGCAUCAUACGCAAGUCUGAAGAACUACGAGGCGGCCUUGAAGGAUGCAGAGAAGACAGUGGAGAUCAAACCUGACUGGCCAAGGGGUUACUCGCGCAAGGGAGCCGCUCUGCACGGACUGGGCGACCUUGAGCAAGCCGCCGAGGUUUACAAGGCGGGAUUGCAGGUUGACCCCAACAAUGCGCCUUUGAAGAAGGCACUGGAUGAGGUGGAAGCCGCUAUGGGCGACGGGGGAGCAAAUCCGUUUGGUGACAUUUUCGGGCCAGCCGGUCUCGCAAAGAUAAUGAGCAACCCGAAAGUGGCCAGCAUCAUCGCUCAACCAGAUGUUAUGAUGAAGAUUCAGGAUAUCCAAAGAAAUCCCCAGAACAUGAACCUGUACAUGAAGGACCCGCGCAUCAUGACUCUCAUGAUGGCCGCAAUGGGUCUGGACGCGACUGUAGCCACGAAUCCCGAGGAUGCAGCUGCUGCCGCCAAUGCUGCCGCCAAUGACACUGCAUACACUCCACCAGCCCCAAGAUCCGAGUCGCCAAAAAGGCAACAAACGCCAUCGACCCGAGCCCCCGAGCCUGAGCCCGAGUCGCUAACGGAUGAAGAGAAAGAGAAGAAGCAGAAGCGCACAGAGAGUGACAAGGAGAAGGACUUGGGAAACCAGCUAUACAAGAAGCGCGAUUUCCCUGGCGCUCUCUCGCACUACGACCAAGCCUUCGAGAUCGACCAGACGAACAUCGCUGUUCUGACAAAUAAGGCAGCCGCUCAGUUUGAGGCCGGUGACUACGACGCGAGUAUCAAGACUUGCGAAGAGGCGGUCGAGGCUGGACGGGAAAUUCGCGCAGACUAUAAAAUCAUUGCCAAGGCUUUCGGGCGUAUUGGUAACUGCUAUAUGAAGAAGGACGACUUGCUCAACGCAAUCAGGUUCUAUGAAAAGUCUCUGACCGAGCACCGCACUCCCGACAUCCUCACCAAACUGAAGGAAGCCGAAAAGCUGAAGGCGGUUCGGGAAAAGGAGGCGUACCGCAACCCACAGCUUGCAGAUGAGGCCCGUGAGAAGGGCAAUGUCGAGUUCAAGAACUCGAACUGGCCAGAAGCUGUGAAGCACUACACCGAGGCAAUCAAGAGGAACGACGCGGACCCCAGGAACUUCUCCAACCGUGCAGCAUGUUACAUCAAGCUGCUGGCUCUCCCUGAGGCCGAGAAGGACUGUGAUGCCGCGAUCGCCCUGGACGUCAACUUCGUGAAGGCGUAUAUUCGCAAAGCCGCAAUCCUUCUCGCCAAACGCGAAUACAUGAAGUCUAUCGACAUGUGCAACGAAGCAAAGGAGAAGGAUGUGGACGGCAAGCACACGGCUGAGAUUGAUCAACAGAUCUACAAGGCAUACGAGGGAUUGAACCAGGUCCAAAGCGGUGGUAACAGGGAAGAGACCCUCAAGCGCGCGAUGGAGGACCCUGAGGUGCAAAGGAUUAUGGCAGACCCCGUCAUGCAGAGCAUCUUGAAGCAAAUGCAAGAAGACCCGCGAGCUGCUCAAGAUCACAUGAAGAACCCCGCAGUAGCCGCCAAGAUCCGCACUUUGAUCAACGCUGGCAUCAUCCAAACUCGAUAGAACAAGCACUGAAAGCGCAUCCGAAUGUUUGGAUGUCGGAGAGGCAGAGCGCAAGUCUGAGCGAAUCGCCUGUUGGCGACAUCUCAGUUGAGGCCAUGAUUCAAUGGCAGCGGCUUACCCCCAUUUCACUGAAUCAGUAUUACUGUUUUUACCUUUACACGUAACCCAUCAUGUUCUCGGAAAGCUUGUGUAUUUCAUUUGCUGAGAAAAUAAUCCUUUUCAAGCCGUUGCUAAAGCAGGUAUCGCGUAGAAGAAAAGCGUUGAUGACAGUUUGACGCGUUUAAAGGAUGAAGUUGACUUGGUAAAGACAUCGACCGCUAGUAUACUGUACAGUACCACUGCAUGCAAUCCUGACCUUGGCUUGGCUCUGUCCGUCAGACAUCUGAAUGAAUUACCCGCGGAGGGUAGCG
Messenger RNA from Fimicolochytrium jonesii, 2263 nucleotides. RefSeq lists its product as uncharacterized. NCBI's taxonomy places the organism in Eukaryota, Fungi, Chytridiomycota, Chytridiomycetes, Spizellomycetales, Powellomycetaceae. Gene Ontology annotation, molecular function: Hsp90 protein binding. Bases 126 to 1853 code for a protein of 575 amino acids. The transcript is spliced from 8 exons. The record is from RefSeq and is a predicted model, not a curated record.